Aspergillus calidoustus is the source of this 402-nucleotide messenger RNA. The record is from the annotation of a GenBank genome assembly. NCBI's taxonomy places the organism in Eukaryota, Fungi, Ascomycota, Eurotiomycetes, Eurotiales, Aspergillaceae.
AUGUAUGGUACUAUCAACAACUACAAACCUGUUAUGAACCAGGCGUAUAAUCAGACCUUCAACGGUCCUGUUGUGUUCGCCAUCGAGAACCAUGCGGAUAACACCCAGGGCGCAGAGCCAGAUAUGGAAUGGUUGGAGGGGCAAGUCAAGCUGACUUGUCCCAGAGCCACCAAUCGCGACUCGCAGCCGCCGGAGAAGAGACUCCGGUUCCAGUUUGAUGUCCCCAUACCUGAGCGGGCAGCUACUAGAGACCCAGUCAGUCCAAGGGAGCUCGCCACAUUCACAAUCCCAGUGUCAGACGACCCCUCACGCUCCCUCGAGGUGACAAUCAAGGAAGUGAACACUCCCGGUAUGGUAAGUGCUAGGCCUUCCGGAUAUGUUAUGAGGAGUCAUGCCUGCUAA